CAUUUUGCGUCUGCUUGUAAAAAUGGCCGCCUCCAAGCUUACCGCAUGCGUUGUGCGCAGCACCACAGUUUAGUUCUUCUGCUAUAGGUUUGUUGAGGAUUACUGGCUGUAUAAACGUUUGCGACAAGUUAUGUGCAGCUAGUCCUCCUUUCACCAUAGUCAUUUUACUGCAGCCACCAUCAUGAGUCGCAUCGUGAAGAUCUUCAAGACUUUGCGAAAUCACUGGAAAAAGUCCACUUUCGCCGCUUGUUUGCUGACUUACGGAGGAUGGUACCUCAACGAAAGGCACAAGACUACCCUCAUGAUGAGAGCUCUUUGCCUGCGAGCAAAGACCUACGGCGACGAGCCUCUUCCUUCGGGAGCCAAGCCCAGACACGUCACUGUUAUCCUUAACCCGACGUCCAAGGAUGGGAAAGGAAAAAUUCUUUAUGAGAAGUAUGCUGCCCCACUCUUUCAUCUUGCUGGCAUCCGUGUCAGCUUCUUCCAGACUGAGUAUGAGGGCCAAGCCAAAAGUUUGAUGGAAGUGCUGGACAACACCGAUGCCGUGGUCAUAGCCGGAGGAGAUGGCACAUUACAUGAGGCCAUCACUGGUCUCAUGUCAAGGGAUGACUUUGCAACCGCAUGCAAGCGAUUUCCAGUGGGUGUCAUCCCAGCAGGAAAAACCAACUCACUUGCCAAGCUUUUGUUCUGGGAGCCAGGCAUCACCGAAGCCCGGUGGAUUGCACUAUCUGCAAUGGCUGUCGUCUCAGAGCAGCUCUCUAAGAUGGACGUCAUAAGAGCCGAGCUUCAAAGCGAAGAAGGUGAGGAGAAGGAAGUGAAGACUGUGUACUCCCUUGGUCAACUGGAACAGGGUGUAUACCACAGCCUGCUCACUACAAUACCAAAGUAUUGGUACCUUGGCCCGCUGAAGGCAAGGGCUGCACUGUUCUUCGGAGCCCUCAAGGGUGUUCCAGAGACAACUGUUGCUAGACUUUCUUACUGCGAACCAUGUAGUGGUUGCUCACGGUGUUUCAAUCAAAAUGCAUUGGGUGAAGUACAGCCACCCCCCAGGCGUCAUUGGUGGUCUUCACUAAUCCAUAGGGCAGCUCCGCAAAGCGAAUCUCAGGUUGACUACAGCAAGCUCAUCAAUGAGGACUGCGGAGUUUGGCAGGAGGAAGUCACCGAGCACAGCCAGCUUGAUGUUUCGGCAAAUGCACAAAAGGAUCUUCACACACUGCACUUGAAGGCCAGUCCACCACUCUCUGGAAGGUACCAACUGUUCUCUGAAUGCCUUCAGAGGUACUCAGGCAAGACAAGAGAAGUACACACAACCCCACACCAAAUCUUGGCUCGCGAAGCCAUUGUGGACUACUCCAGUGGGUCGCAACAUGGCACUGAAGAGAGCAAGAAGAUGGUGUACAUAGAUUCUGUCGAGUACAAGGCAGACCGCAUGCAUCUGAAGCUUGUUCCUAGUAUUUUGAAUGUGUACCGAUACAUGAAUAGCUAACAGACAGGCUAGGUUGCCCGAGCUUUA
Molecule: messenger RNA, 1513 nt
Organism: Dermacentor andersoni
Lineage: Eukaryota; Metazoa; Arthropoda; Arachnida; Ixodida; Ixodidae
Gene: Mulk
Product: acylglycerol kinase-like protein Mulk
Biological process (GO): phosphorylation; sphingosine biosynthetic process; ceramide biosynthetic process
Cellular component (GO): mitochondrion; cytoplasm; membrane
Molecular function (GO): acylglycerol kinase activity; ceramide kinase activity; ATP-dependent diacylglycerol kinase activity
Source: RefSeq, a predicted model, not a curated record